Rotaria sp. Silwood2 is the source of this 201-nucleotide messenger RNA. Lineage: Eukaryota; Metazoa; Rotifera; Eurotatoria; Philodinida; Philodinidae. The record is from the annotation of a GenBank genome assembly.
AUGCGUUUAUCAAUUGAAGCAUUUGCUAAUUCAUUAAUGAUUAUUGAAUUUCUUAACUAUCCUGAUAAUUUAAUUUCAACAUUCAAUAAUCCCCAACAAUCAUUGAUAAUACCAUCAUUAUCAAGAGAUAAAAUUCAUAAUGAUGAAAUAUUAAAUACAAAUGAUCUUGCAACAAUAACAGCUGAUGAUCAAGAUGUUUAG